Molecule: messenger RNA, 685 nt
Organism: Acaulospora morrowiae
Lineage: Eukaryota; Fungi; Glomeromycota; Glomeromycetes; Diversisporales; Acaulosporaceae
Source: the annotation of a GenBank genome assembly
UCCAACCUGCUUAUUUUUGACAUCAUUGAUCGUUAAUACUUUUCCCCUUCACACCACAACCAACCGUCCGUUCGUGUCGUCGCCUUCUUACACGUCGCCCGAGUUUGUUCAUGUUCGUUCGACCGACCGACCGCUCGUCCACCCACCUGUAGUUAAAUCUGUUCAUGCGACAAUUUUUCCUAGUCGCACAUUAUCUCUCAUACAUCGGGAAACCAUCAUUCAUCUGACCGACACACUGAAACUUCAUUGUCCAAUUUAUAAGUUCACCAAUUAUGAAGGAUUAUAUGUAGCACAUGUCGGUCACAUUGAAAAGGAACUAUCUUGUGUCAAGAGGUUUUAUUCAUACUUCAAGUGCUCUCAAUCAAUCGACUCGAUAACCAGAACUGACAAUACCGACGAUCAUUAUUAUCUAAUGACAUCCAAGGUGGUGGCUUACAAGGUGGAAUUGAAUUACGUCGAUCCAUUGAAAGAAUACCUGAAUGUUGUCAUAGACAAGGAAACUGGCGAAACCAUGGAAAUUUUUGUAGAAAUGGACAAUGAACUCGAUCUGAUCGCCGAACCGACUUUCGAAGAUGUCAUAACCUUGUGGAUUGCCGUCUUACUCUGGGGCGUACGAAUGAUAGUAAAUCAAGCGUUAUCGUACAAAAAAUUCGACUUCAGAGUCACCAAGAAUGUGUACAAGAUG